AUGUCUCAGCAACCAUCCAUACCUUCGCAUUCAGCUUCUCGAAGUUUACCAUCCACAGAUACGAACAAUCGUAGACAACCAAUUGUCACGCCUCAACUCCCAUUCCACAAUGCAGGAUUGGGACAGGGUUUACCAAAAUUGCCAAGUGGUAACCUGAAUGAAUUUGGUUAUUCAGAUCGACCUCGAUCAAUAACGCCUGUCAAUUCAUCGGCGAACAGAAGACCUCUUCCUACCCAACCUCCACCUACCCAACCUCCAGCUUCUAAUCCGCCCCCAAACCCUCAUCCAGCUUACAGCACCCCUCCUACUGCCAAUCCAAGCUCAAAUACUGGAUCGAUAGGCUCUUCAGGAAGAAGGGCACUGCCUACACCUCCUUCACAACAAAGCAGCUCCCCAUCUCCGCUUCCUCCACCAAGACCGAUGGGUGGUAGAGCUCUCCCUUCUGUGCCAGGGCCAACAGCUAGAAAUAGAACAGCAUCAGGUCCUUCAUUUCCAGAAGACAACACACCACCUCCACCUCCGCCCCCUAGACCUUCGCAACUAUACGCUUCGUCCUCAUACAUUUCACCUCCUCCACUUCACCGACAAGCUACACAGUCGACGCCCCCUAUCUCACGCCAUCCGUCAGGGAAGGUGGAUCAAUUACGUGACGAAGAUCAAUAUGGAUCCAAAAGCCUUCGUUCUUCCAGCUCGAAUACCUCAUUGAGCCAAUAUCAAUCUCCACCUAGUCCAUCCCGCUUACCUUCAUAUACUCACUCCACUUUUCCUACCACAACGAGUUCGCUCACAUCCCCGAGCGUAUCCCGCAGCACCUCUCACUCCACCCCGAUGUCCAGCGUCGAUACUGGUCUCACCAGUAAAAACGGCGAUCAAGAUUCAUGGUUACCUAUAUUAGAACGAUUCGGUGAUUUGGGUACAGUAGAUGAAAGAAACAGUGGUGCAGGGUUUUUGCUCGCAGGUUCAAACGGAUUGGCUCCUCCUAAUAUCAUCAACGAAGCUUCAAGUGGACGUGGAACUCCCACUCAAAAUGACUGGUAUGCUGAACCUCCUAAUCUGCCUUACUUGGAUGGUAGCAGGACGAAUAGAAAUCGAGCUGAAAGUGGUGCUACAAUCGGACCAGGCGGUGAGGCGUAUCCAACAACACCAAAAGGAGAUGACAAGCGUUUUGAGCAACAAGGUGGUAUUCUCGGCGCACCUGUGAAACGAGAUCAAUCGGAUGAUGCAUCAGGAAACGUCUCUUUUCCUGUUCCGCAACCUCAAUCCAAUACUUCCGCUUUGCCAGCAGAUGAAGAAGGAACCUGGAGUAGCAAUGAGACGGUUCCGGCACCAAUUCGAAGAGAAGAAUCCACAAGGAGUGGAGUUACGAAUCAUAGUAUUACAGCAAGUGACUCCGAUGCUCAGUCAAUAUCAGCUUUAACUUCCAACUCUUCUCUACAGGACGGUACACCACAUAGACAAAGAUCCUUGAACUCGUCUCUACACCCUUCAAUCUCAUCUAGAAACACGAGGAUAUCAUUUGAGUUAUCUCCUUCGUGGCAAGAACAGACUCAACAGCCAGCCCAUUGGGUAGAAAGGAAAUUACAGAUUCAUCAGAGCCAUAGGAACGAGUUUGACGAAGAUGGUGGACCGAGUGAGGGGUAUGACGAAGAUGAAGAUUGGGAUGAAGAAGACGAAGAAGAAUUGGAUGUUAACGAGAUCAGGUUCUUCCAACCUGCGUUCGUCAGUGAGAUGGCUUUGCAACUUCGAGACAAGGUAGAAAGGGGUAGACAUAUCAAAGCGGGUAUAGCUUGGGUCGACAGCUUCACCGGGAAGGAUAUAGUUACAACAAUCCAGAGCUUGCUGCCGCCUCAUACCCGAGAUUCGCCAAACGAUCGCCGUUUUGCUCAUGCUACGGCUUUAUCACUUCAAAAUCAAUUGUGGUUCGUUGAAGUGGAUUGGGAUAUCAAACCCCUUCGUGAUGCCUCUGAUGACGUUUUCCGAUUUAUGGGCGAGAUGGAAGGUAUGGGUUCAGGUGGGGACGGAUUAACGACUGAAUUACCAAAAGGUCUCAUGUCAAUGGCAACAAGAUGUUACUCACCUUCUUGUUCAGGUGAUAAUAGAUGUUAUGCUCCUCGAUGUCCAUACAAAACGAAUCCAAAUAGCUUUCUGGAAAAGAUCGACACGACAGCUUUACCUACACCUGCAAGUGUCAAAUUUGGAGAUUGGAAAGAAGAUGUUGAUCCUAUAUUAUUACAUGAUCUUGAUUCAACACAAAUGGCAAGACAGAAUAUUAUACGUCAAGCAUAUUCAUCUGAAAUUGCAUAUGAAACAGAUUUAACAUCCAUGGAAAAGCUAUUUAUCGAAGGAAUAAGAAAUGCGAAUCCACCAAUCAUAAGAGAUGAGUAUAGAAGAGAACAAUUCAUUCAUGAAGUUUUCAAUAAUGCUUUGGAACUAAGAGAAGCUUGUAGAAGACUCAUCGAAGAAUUUUCAAUUAGAAUGAGAGAACAACCUAUCAUUUUCUUUGUGGGAGAUUUAUUCUUACAAGCAGCGACAGAAUUCAGAAAUAUAUAUCCUGAAUAUACGGGUAAAUUACCUCAAGCUGAAUUGGCUUUGACCAAAGAAAUGGAGGAAAAUCCUGAUUUUAGAUUGUUCGUGGAGCGAAUCAUAAGAGAAAAUGAUCGUAGAAGAGACAUCAAAUACCUAAUAACAAGACCUUCUACUCAAUUACAAAGAUAUCCGGCUGUGCUGGAAGGUAUUUUGAAUGCGACGGAUGAAGAAGAUCCAGAUAGAGAAUUCUUGUAUCAAGCUUUACAAUCUAUCCAAAACAUCUCGAGUUUAUCUCAGCUCAAAUUGUUCCAUGCUUCAAAAGGAAGAGGUCCAGCUGGAAAGUUACAAUGGUACGAUCUUGUUCCUGAAGAACAAAGAGCAGGAAUCGAAAAGAAGGAACAGAAGAGGCAAAUGCAAAUAUGGGAACUUAUUCAAGGUGAAAUGGAAUAUGUUGCAGAUCUAGAAACGGUCGAGACACUAUUCGUGAACGGACUUCGGUUGGCGGAUCCAGCAGUGAUAGAUCGAAACCGAUUAGACGUAUUCCUUGAUGAAGCGUUCCACAACUAUCGUUCAUUACUGGAAGUCCAUUCUAGAUUACUUGAAAAUCUUCAAUUUAGGCAAUUGGAACAACAUCCUCAUUUCGGAAUGAUAUCAGAUCUGAUAUUUGACGCCGCAUUGAAUUGGCAAGAAGCUUACAUGGAAUAUGUAACUCAUUAUCCUAUUGCUAAAGCUAAAGUGCAAGAAGAGGAACAUGGAAAUCCAAAGUUUGCAGCUUUCUUGCAAAGCUGCCUGAAAGAUCCUACUGCGAACAGACAGGAUAUAUAUCACUUUAUCAAUCGACCUAUCCCUCGUUUACUACGAUAUAACCUACUCUUAGCUGAUAUCCUAAAAUCACUAAAAGCCGUGGGACCACCCGAUCACCCUGAUAUAGAGCAGAUUCCAGGAGUAAUGGAAGUCAUAACCGAUUUAGGCAAAUCAACUCAGAAAGGUGUAGCUGUGAACGAAUCGAAAGUUGAAUUAUGGGGAUUCCAGCAUACUCUUGACGGAAGUAGAUUCGGUCCUAGAAUGGUCAAAGAUCUUGAUCUUGCCAAUCCCAUGCGAGAACUGAUCCACAAAGGAAGAGUGUUUAGACAACCUGAAGGUUCAAUCGGUGGUAGCUGGACUGAACUCAUUGUCCUUCUCUUUGACCAUUACCUGGUACUUGCCAAGCCCGAACGAGCAUCUCGAUCUUCGAGAAAAGAGACUCAUCGACAAGUGCGAUACAUCAUUAAUCGAAGGCCAAUCCCAUUGGAACUCCUAUCAUUGGGUAACUUCUCCGAUGCGUCAAGGCAACGAAACUCUGGCCGAUUAUUUGGUGUAGGAGGUGGUAAUUCCGAUGCCACCACAGAUGACCCAGUGAACUCAUCAAGUGACAGAGAUAACCGUACUGUCUAUCCGUUCAGUAUCUCUUUUAUUGGUCAAGGUCAACUAGGUGGAUCCUAUACUCUCUGGGCUGAUUCGUUCUCGGCUAGAGAAGAAUGGAAAGAGAAAUUGCAGCAUGCCAAGGUAUUGAGGUUGGAAGUGAACGAUGCUGGGAAGGUAUUUGAGAUGAUUCCGCUUAGUGAGAAUACUUUCUAUAUGGCACCCAAUUAUGCAGUUCCAAAAGACAAAGAGGACAAAUAUACUGGUCGUGUGACAUGUAGUUGUCCUUUCACAACUUCCGAUAAUCGUAAACUUGUUGCUAUAGGUUGUCAAGAUGGUGUUUGGAUAGGACUUCGUGGUGAUUCGCCAUCAUUGAGGAAAGUACUUCAUGUGAAGAAUGUCACCAAUGUUGCUGUCUUGGAAGAAUUUGGAAUGUUCCUUGUUUUGUCUGACAAGUCACUCUUCGCAUAUCAUAUUGAAGCGCUGGUUCCUUCAGCUGCGCAAAGGAAUCAAUACAAGACUGCUCCCGAGAGGAUCACCAUGCCACGAGAAGAGAUAUCGUUCUUCACAGUUGGCAGAUUGGAUGGCAGAACUCUGGUGGUUACAAUGAAGAAAGAAACUACCCAAUCAACAUUUAAAAUCCUUGAGCCCGUUCUAAAUAAGACUGCUGAAGAUCCAAGACAAAGAAGACCAUUUGGAUUCUUGGGUAAAGGUUCAGAUUGGUUCAGACCUUAUAAAAUGUUUUACCUUCCUGCAGAAGUGUACGGUCUACAUUUCCUGAAGCAUAAGAUGGCUAUUGUUUGUUCCAAAGGGUUUGAGAUAAUGGAUCUUACUGAUCUCAAAGGCGGAAGUAUACCUAUUUUCGAUCCUGCUAAAAUCCGGGAGAAACCUAUGCUCGCCGAGAUUCAGAGGAAAUGUGAGGCCGGAAAACCGUUGGGAAUGUUUAGAUCGACCGAGACUGAGUUCUUGCUUUGUUAUGAUUCCUUUGGUGUUUAUGUUAAUCGUCAUGGCGAGCCCAAUAGAGAUUGUCGAGCGAUUGAAUGGGAAGGUCGACCUGAUAGUAUCGCCUUCCAUCCACCUUAUCUCUUGCUCAUCUCAGCACCUUUCAUCGAGAUCAGACAUAUCGACACUGCCAAAUUACUACAGAUUUACACUGGAAGUGAUCUUCGACUUACAUGGGACGGCUCUGGUGGACAUAAACAUCAACCUGUCGAUAAUCCUGGCAAGAAUGGAUAUGGAGAUGAGACUAAAAUUCAAGAACCUCAGAUCCACAUUUGUCAAAGAGCUGCAGAUAUGAGAUCGUUGGGCAGGGGUUUACAGGGAGUUGGUCAGCAUGUAUUCGAGCUCAGUCCUACAUUACUACUCAAUAAUCCUCUUAUGAACCCUUUCAAUACUCAUGAUUCGAAUUACCUACCCCCGCCUCCUUUGACUAGCCAUGCUACUCCUCAAAUCAGGCAAGCUCGACCUGCAUCAAUUAUGACGACUGAUUCGACAGAUUAUCGUAAUGCUCCUUUCAAUCAAGCUGGUCUCCCGAACUUCAACGGCUAUCGUGAUUCAACUAUUCGAGAUAGCGAAUUUAGAGACAGCUUAUAUGGGAAUGGUACACCAAAUAAUGGAUAUAGGGAUAGUACAUAUAAUAAUGCCAAUCCCAACAUUAAUUACGGAUAUGGAAGUGGAACUCCUCUUCUGGGCGAUACUGGAUAUCCUCAAAAUAACGUAUAUCCCCAAAACGGAUACGGGACUCCAAACUAUCCUAAUACAACGAGAAAUGGAGGUGGAGGGAAUGAAGGUGGAUUCGUAAGAAGAGAAAGUGCAAAUAGUAAUACUACAAGUGGAUAUAGUGGCACAAGUGGGAAUUGGAGUGGUGCUGGCGGUCAUGAAAAUUAUGAUCAAUCUAGAUAA
Kwoniella shivajii is the source of this 5829-nucleotide messenger RNA. RefSeq lists its product as uncharacterized. Lineage: Eukaryota; Fungi; Basidiomycota; Tremellomycetes; Tremellales; Cryptococcaceae. Gene Ontology annotation, molecular function: guanyl-nucleotide exchange factor activity. The record is from RefSeq and is a predicted model, not a curated record. The transcript is spliced from 20 exons. Bases 1 to 5829 code for a protein of 1942 amino acids.